Messenger RNA from Homalodisca vitripennis (glassy-winged sharpshooter), 951 nucleotides. RefSeq lists its product as uncharacterized. The record is from RefSeq and is a predicted model, not a curated record. Gene Ontology annotation, molecular function: N-acetyltransferase activity. The transcript has 4 exons. NCBI's taxonomy places the organism in Eukaryota, Metazoa, Arthropoda, Insecta, Hemiptera, Cicadellidae. The coding region runs from base 27 to 773 and encodes 248 amino acids.
UAAAUAUAUGAUGUCUUACCAUUGAAAUGGAAACUGUGUAUGAUGAGGAACUUCCAGUUUUGAAGAGGAUUAAAAUCCCAAUGGUUUGGGAGCGAAUGUCGUGUGGAAUAUGCAUUAAGGAUCUCCAACCAGACAAGUACGACGUGGCUCUGAAUAUUAUCCAAAAUAACUUCUUGGACGAUGACCCUCUGUGUAAAGCCAGUGCCGUGCUCGGCAACGACGUUGCUAUACAGGAGUAUCUGAAAGUGGCCUUACACUGGAUACAAGACACACAGUCUUUCUUGGCCGUAGAAGACAGGACAGACCGGGCUGUGGGUGUGCUGAUAGGUAGUGUCAACGAGCGGGACGCCUGCACAAAUGCCAUGAAUGGCACAAGAAUCUAUCAAAGUAUACCGAUGAACAAAAUGCAAAAGUUUUUGGCACACGUCCAUAAACAAGUAAAUCAGUUUGAUGUGUUCGGCGUCGAAGCUCUGUACGAAGUUUACAUAUGGUGCGUUGUUCGUGAAUAUAGAAACAAAGGUAUCGGCAAAGCCCUGUUGCGGACUGGACUCGAACAAACAAGCCAGUUUAGGCUGUCGGCCGCCAUGGGUGUAUUUACAGGAGCGGUCAGCCAGUACAUCGCAGAAAAUAUGGGCUUCCAGACGCUGCAUGAGAUCCUCUACUGGGAAUGGAAGGACGGCGAUAAGGCUAUUUUUGAUAGUCCGGGACCUGGAAACAACUCGGCUAAUCUCAUGGUCAAGAGAGUUGUACCUGCUGACGUCAUCAAUAUAUGAGAUGAUCUUAGUUUCGUGAUAGAAACACUAUCGGAAUAAAUUUAUUACUCGGUUACUGUAUUAAUCGGUCUUUAUUUUGAAAUGUCGACAAAAUAUUAGUAUCUUAAAUUUGCAAAGUUAUAUAAUUGAUAACUAUUUUAAUUAACAUUAAAUAAAUCGAUGAUUACUAUAUCCAUAA